AUGACGUCUGCGGAGACAGCGGCAGCGGCGGGCGAAGCAGCGAUCCAAGAGGACGACGACGACGAUGACGGCGGCGGCGGCGACAGCCUGGGCAGGUCGGCCUCGUCCUUGUCCCUGCCGGAGUCGGCGCGGCCGGGGUGGGAACAGCGGCGGAGAUCGUGUCGGAGAAGCAGCAGCAGGCUGGACAGUAGUGGUCUCGAUGGCGGCCUCGCCGGCAGCGACAAGGAGAGGGGAGAUAACGCCGCCGGCGCCCUCGACGACGACGACGACGACGAUCACAGCCGCGGCGGCCGUGAGAACCACCACCACACCUUUCCGGACCUGUUCGGGGCCUGCCGCCCCAGCCACCACGAACGCCACCGCCGCCGCGAGAGGUCGCUCUCAUCCCCGCCGUCUUCGCCGUCGGCGACGCUGGAGCCGACCAGGCCGUCCUCCGUCGGCCGAAACCGCAACCGCGGCCGUGACAGACAGCCCCCUCCCCCCCCGCGCCGCCGCCUGUCGCUCGAGGUUCCUCGCACCGCCGCCGACCGUUGGGUCGACGAAGGUGGCAACUACGGAGCCGGGGAGGAGCAGCAAAGAGUCGCGGGGGCAGGCGGGGCCGCGAGGCAGAUCGGCUGUACAUCGGACGACGGGGGCGCCGGCGGGCACGGGGCGGGCUCGCGCGGGAGCCGCCGGCGCUUGCGGAGGCUCACCGGCAACAACAACAACAACAACAACAGCAACAACAACAACAAGCCCUCGUCCUUGCCCCAAGCCGGGGCGUCUGCCGCCGCAGGAGCGGCCGGGGGGAUGGAGACGGGGGAGGAGCACGCGGAGGAGAAGGAGGGGGAGGGUAGGAAGGGAGCGAAAGCUUCGGUGGCGGCGGCGGCGGUCGUGGCGGCGACGGCGUCGGCGACGGAGCUCUCGGGGAGCGGGCGCGAUGUGGGCGGGAGCGGCGGGGGGAGGAGCAGCAGCAGGCGGUGGAGGUCCAUCGACAAGCUGUCGCGGGCGCUCGGCUCCACCCGCCGGCGAACAUCGCGGCAGGGCGGGGCCGCCAGGGGAGAGGGGGGAGAAGGGAGUGAGCAGAAGAUGAACUUUUUCACCGAGAAGGACCUCGACGAGCUGCUGCACAGCACGUUCUUCAUCAAGAUGUGCGACGACGCGUCUUGGCUGUACGUGGAGGACCACCCCUUCCAGCCGGAGCUGAACUGGCUGCUUUCGUUGUGGGGGGGUUACAAGAUCGCUCCGAGGUUCCAGGGGGAGGUGAAGCAGAACGAGGCCCACAGGAUGCUCUUUCAGGCCGAGAACGGGCGGCAUCGAGGCCACGUCCGCAUCCGGUCAAGAGCGACCAACACCUUUCUCUUCUUCCUCGGCAUCAAGCAGCCUCUCACAUGGGUGCAAUCCCUAGACCCGGCCAUGCGCGUGUGA
Molecule: messenger RNA, 1407 nt
Organism: Ectocarpus siliculosus
Lineage: Eukaryota; Phaeophyceae; Ectocarpales; Ectocarpaceae
Source: the annotation of a GenBank genome assembly